GCAAUUGGGCUAUGUUGACAAUUAGUUUGAAGAUGGCCGAUCAAGCUGUGCGUGUUUUACAACAACAAACAAAACCGAUCAAAGUCGAAAAAUGGAAAGUCCGGCAAGGAAAUGCCGUAUCUUUAGGGCGAAUUGUGCUAAUUUACGAUUUCAUGGAGAAAGAGAAGCCCGAGCAGAAGAAACUGAAGGCGUUGCAAGCCGGCAUCAUCCACAAAAUUUUGGCGGUGGAAGGCAAAGUUGUGCAACCUGGUGAACCCCUUUAUGAAAUUAAGGCCUGCAGUCACCCCACUAUUAUGAACGACAUGUGCGCUGAAUGUGGGGCGGAUUUAAGAAUAGAACUGAUCCAGAAAACAACUGCAUCGGUUCCCAUGAUCCAUGCUAUUCCAGAGUUGAAAGUCAGCGAAGAACAAGCUAAGCAGUUGGGCCAAGCGGAUAGUGACCGUUUAAUCAAAGACAGGAAAUUAGUGUUGCUAGUAGAUUUGGAUCAAACGUUGAUACACACUACUAACGACAACGUACCCGCAAAUAUCAAAGAUGUGUAUCAUUUUCAAUUGAAUGGCCCUACAUCACCAUGGUACCAUACCAGGUUACGACCGGGAACACACAAAUUUUUAAGCACCAUAUGUGAAUUUUACGAGCUGCAUAUAUGCACUUUUGGCGUUCGAAGCUAUGCCCACAUGAUUGCCAGAUUUUUAGAUCCAGAGCAAAAGUUUUUUUCCAAUCGAAUUCUCAGUCGCGACGAGUGCUUUGACCCUACUAGCAAAAAAGCUAAUCUCAGUGCUCUGUUUCCUUGCGGCGACGACAUGGUUUGUAUUAUAGAUGACCGCGAAGACGUCUGGUCGCAUGCAGCCAAUCUAAUCCAUGUUAAGCCUUAUCACUUUUUCCAACACACAGGAGAUAUUAACGCGCCUCCUGGCCUAGAUAAGCAUGAAGACGACGACAAGGAAGGGGUGGACUUAACAAGAGCUGCCAAGCAACCCUCCCCUGAUGUUCCGGGAGAUAAAAGUGAAAGCACCGAAACAGAAGAUGAAAAUUUGACUUCAGUCAAUGAAGAUAAAACUGUUCAAUCCUCCCCUGGAGACUCCUCAGAAAUUGUAGAUGCUAAAAGUGACGCGUUAGGAAGUAGUACCAAUGAAGAUUUAACUAAGAGCAACCAUUGUGAUGAUAAUGAUAAAGGUGUAAGCAGUGAGAUUAGCGAAAGUGUGCCUCCAUCAAGUAGUACUGAAGAGCCGAAUGUAGAGAUUAAGCCAAUCCCUAGCGAUGAAGUUGUUACCAAAGAAGAAGUUUCAGAGAACAGUGGAUCUAUCGAAGAAACUAAAAUAAGCUUAGCAACUGAGCUGAAUUCGGGGGGAGAAAGCAUAGACAAAAAAAGCGAAUCCGAAAGUAUUCCUAAAGUGGAUACCGGGAAAACUAACGGCAAACUGAAGGGAAUCGUUCCAGAACACAGUGAGAAAUCCCAAGAUGCAAGCCUAUAUGAAGUUGAAGAUCCAGAUGAUUAUAUCAAUUAUUUGGAGGACAUUUUAAAACAAAUUCACACAUCGUACUACCAGUUGUAUGAUGAGAUGGAAUCUGGCAAAAUUCCGGACUUGAAAAAGGUUAUUCCAUAUGUAAAAAGUCAGGUUUUAAAGGGUUGUAAGUUGGUGUUUAGUGGCCUAGUGCCAACCCACUAUAAACUCGAAGAAUCCAAAGCAUAUCGUGUCGCACGAAUCCUAGGAGCCGAAGUUCAGCACAAUUUCAAUAAUGAUACCACCCAUUUGGUGGCCGUCCGGCCUGGAACCGCUAAGGUUAAUGCUGGUCGUAGAAGAAAAAAUUUGAAAAUCGUCACUCCCGAUUGGCUGUGGUGCUGUGCGGAAAGAUGGGAACAAGUGGAUGAGCGACUAUUCCCGUUAAAUGCCAAGGGCUCAAAAAACCGACACCCGCCACCUCAUUGCAGCAGUCCAGAGCACAUUCCCGAGUAUCCAGGUAGUCAAACUCCUGUUCUGCGGAAAAGGUCUCCAAGUGGUCGAUUCAUGGAUACGAUAAAUCCUUUGAUGUCGUUUUCCCGGGACGAUAUAGCCGAUAUGGAUAAAGAGGUGGAGGAUAUUUUGGAGGAUGACACCGAUGAUGAAGAACAAGUGGCGCCCAUUCCUGUUGAAUUGGAGGAUGACAAUGAUACCGAUAUGGAAGAUGUGAAUAUCAAGCAACUGAUUCAGACGGAAAUAUUGGAUGCUUAUGACAGUCAGACGGAUGAUGGGGAACGCGAGAACACCCAUGACUUAGUUACUCACGAAUCCAAAACACAGAUACAUGAAAACCGGAAAAGAGCUUUGGACGAUGCGGAAGACGAUAAAGAAGAUCUACCCAGCCGAAAGUUUCGCCGCGGCGAGGAUAUCGCUGAUGAUCUGGAUGUUGAACCACAAAAUUCGGAUGAUGAUGAUAGUGACAGUUUUGAAGCUCCAGACGAGGAGGAUGAAGGGGAAUGGAACAUGAUGGGCGCUGCCCUGGAAAGGGAAUUCUUGUCCGACUGAACUUUGAAACCGAAGUAAUUGUCUUGCUAGUACAAAGCACUAUUUUAUAGGAUAUAAGACAAGUUGCAUGAAAGCUUUCAAUUGGUAAAAUAAUUUCUGAAUGAGGAAAUGUUUUUAAGUUUGACAUGUUCGGAUUUAUUUUAUACGUUAGGUUGAUUGAAUAUAUGGCACAGGUUUUCAUGCAAUUUGAAGACUAGGUUUCAAUGGAGUAAUUCGAGAUUUCAUGUAAAUAAAAGGUUCUAUUAA
Messenger RNA from Dendroctonus ponderosae (mountain pine beetle), 2753 nucleotides. RefSeq names its product RNA polymerase II subunit A C-terminal domain phosphatase (gene Fcp1). Gene Ontology annotation, cellular component: nucleus. The coding region runs from base 12 to 2507 and encodes 831 amino acids. The transcript is spliced from 9 exons. The record is from RefSeq and is a predicted model, not a curated record. Gene Ontology annotation, molecular function: RNA polymerase II CTD heptapeptide repeat phosphatase activity. NCBI's taxonomy places the organism in Eukaryota, Metazoa, Arthropoda, Insecta, Coleoptera, Curculionidae.